Polyodon spathula (Mississippi paddlefish) is the source of this 1409-nucleotide messenger RNA. RefSeq names its product prepronociceptin a (gene pnoca). The transcript is spliced from 3 exons. The record is from RefSeq and is a predicted model, not a curated record. Gene Ontology annotation, molecular function: opioid receptor binding. Gene Ontology annotation, biological process: neuropeptide signaling pathway; sensory perception; chemical synaptic transmission. NCBI's taxonomy places the organism in Eukaryota, Metazoa, Chordata, Actinopteri, Acipenseriformes, Polyodontidae. The coding region runs from base 99 to 773 and encodes 224 amino acids. Gene Ontology annotation, cellular component: plasma membrane; dendrite; neuronal cell body.
AGCAGGACAAGGGGACCCUUGCAGAGAUCUUUCAUCCAAGGACCCAUCAAGCGCACCAUACCCAGCUCUUCCCCGCCUACAGAUUCCCUUUGAUAGCCAUGAGGACCCUUCUUUGGACCCUGCUCUUGCUGUGCCUGUGUGUGCCGGUGCGCAGUGACUGCCAGAGGGACUGUCUCUCUUGCAGCCAGCGCCUCUUCCAACAUGACACCUUCAAUACGCUGGUGUGCAUUGUCGAGUGUGGGGGAAAGGUUUCGACUGCCGUCACCUGGGAGAUAUGCCGGAAGGUUGUGGGUUUGCCACUAGGGGGUGUAUUAGAGAGAGAAGUGGUGGCCCAACUGCCCCUGGAGGAGGAAGGCUUGCUUUACACUGAAGUACUGAAGCAAUUUACUGACAUCACUCGGGCCUUUGGAAUGGACAACAUCGAAGGAGAGAAACUGGUCUCCAAAAUCACAGGGGCUUUCCACAGAGAGGAGGAGGUAGAUGAGAGCCUGUUAGAAGAUAACAAUGCUCAUGGCACUCCUGAGGUGACCAAUGGCCUGUCUAAGCGUUUUGGAGGUUUCAUGAAGGGAAAGUAUGGCUACAGGAAACUUAUGGGCCCUGGCCAGUCCUUGCAGAAGCGCUACGGAGGAUUCAUAGGCAUCCGAAAAUCUGCCCGCAAGUGGAACAAUCCAAAGCGUUACAAUGAGUUGCUGAAGCAGUACCUGGGCAUCUCAACACGCUCUAAUAAGUAUGGCAGCAUAUAUGCUGACAUUUCCAAGCAGGAUGCGAUCUAGGACUAACUGGAGUUUCCAAUAUUAAAACCCUUAGGGCAUGUUAAUUUGUUUUGUUUUGUAACCACAACAAGAAGAUGUAGAUAAUAAAAUGUAAACGUUAAAAAAGUCGUUGAAACGCAACUUUUGUCAGAAUAGUGGGAUCUGAUUGUCUCAACUACAUUUCAAAUCUAUUGUUUUUUUUUUGUUUUUUUUUUCUUUAAAGCAGUUAACUUUAAGAGGCAGCUUACAUUAUUUUGUCUGGGAAACCCCAUUCACAUGUUACCAGUCCUUUCCAUUAAAACCUUAACAUCUUUGCCUUUUCAAAAAAAUAAUUUGCCUGUCUGUUGGCAUUUACAGCCAUUUGCUAAACUAAAACUAUAAAAAUCAUUGUUGCUUCAAUGCACCACAUUCAUGUUCAAUUUGACCCUAAAUAUAUAAUUCUGUGGUGUUUCUUUAGUGCAUUAUUCCAGCUCUCUCUCUCUCUGGACUCCACCUUUGCAAACUAGACAUGAUUGUGCUACUAAGUAAUUACAACACAUUCAAGCAAGAAGAAAAGCAGAUAUUAAUAAGGAUUUCCAUUUUCACCCAAAUGUACAUAAAGAUCUACUGAGUUGAUAUUAUAUGGUAAAAUUCUUCUCAAAUAUGUAAACACUAUUU